AUGGAGGAUAGUGCAGGGCAGAAGACAAUGGACACGGCGUUGUUUAGGGUCCCCUUUUCCCAGGGAUUUCAGUCGCCACAGGCAGCUCUGCUUCACAAAGCCAGAUAUUUGGAAGAGAAUUCAGAUGCCGUGAAUCCGCACUGUAAUGACUCCUUCAAACCCUCCUACGACUUUGUCUAUCCAAAUGAUAAAUCUGCAGGAUAUUUUGAUGAACUUCCGCCAUUUAUUGCGAAAUCCAAAGCGUGUUUUGAAGUUGAAGGAAGAGCCUCUUCUUCAGCGUUUUCGUCACAGGCACCGCUGCUCAAAUUGGACUACUCAACCGGAAUCCCUUCUGAACUGUCGAAAAUAAUCCCAAGCGGUUAUAAUAUCCAGAAGAGGAAGCCAGAAAGACCUCAAAGGCAUGUCUUUGAGACCAGAUCUGAAUCAGACAUUAUGGAGGACGGUUUCAAGUGGCGAAAGUAUGGAAAGAAAUUCAUAAAGGGAAACCCUAAUCCCAGGAAUUAUUACAGAUGCUCUUACAGCAACUGCGAUGUUAAGAAGAGAGUGCAACGGGAUGCCCAGGAUAAAGGAAUAGUUAUCACUACAUAUGAGGGAAAACACAACCACGAGAGCUCCACAGCUGUGUAUUACAUAACAAAUCCUCCAAUAUUUGUAGCAGAGCAAGCUUCCUAUUUGGAGAAUUGUCCUCCACUCUCUUAAUACCACUUAGAGAAAGUUCCAUUUAUCAAAAACAUAAAUGAUCUGUGGGAGCCUGAUUCCACUGUAGGUGCUUUUAUUAAUUGAGUAUUUCUAUCUUAGAAUAAUUUGUCUUUAGACUCAUGUAAAUCACUUAUGUUUCACAUGUUU
Cryptomeria japonica (Japanese cedar) is the source of this 846-nucleotide messenger RNA. RefSeq names its product probable WRKY transcription factor 24. Gene Ontology annotation, molecular function: DNA-binding transcription factor activity; sequence-specific DNA binding. Gene Ontology annotation, biological process: regulation of DNA-templated transcription. The record is from RefSeq and is a predicted model, not a curated record. Lineage: Eukaryota; Viridiplantae; Streptophyta; Pinopsida; Cupressales; Cupressaceae. Bases 1 to 699 code for a protein of 232 amino acids. The transcript is spliced from 3 exons.